Corapipo altera (White-ruffed manakin) is the source of this 722-nucleotide messenger RNA. RefSeq names its product scratch family transcriptional repressor 1 (gene SCRT1). The record is from RefSeq and is a predicted model, not a curated record. Gene Ontology annotation, biological process: regulation of DNA-templated transcription. The annotation marks the transcript as partial. The transcript has a single exon. Gene Ontology annotation, molecular function: DNA-binding transcription factor activity, RNA polymerase II-specific; RNA polymerase II cis-regulatory region sequence-specific DNA binding. NCBI's taxonomy places the organism in Eukaryota, Metazoa, Chordata, Aves, Passeriformes, Pipridae.
CCCGAGGCCGCUCUCAAGGUGCCCUCCCCGGCCGCCCUCUACCCCGGCGGGCGCGGCGACUUCGGCGCGGGGGGGGACUCGGAGCCCCCCGACAGCCCCCACUCGGGGAUGGCCGGCGGCUACAUCAACGGCGACGCGGCCGUGAGCGAGGGCUACGCCGUGGACGCCUUUUUCAUCACGGACGGGCGGUCGCGGCGCAAGGCGGUGGCGGGGCCGGCGGCGGCGCGGAACCUGCCCCGGCACACGUGCGGCGAGUGCGGCAAGAGCUACGCCACCUCCUCCAACCUGAGCCGCCACAAGCAGACGCACCGCAGCCUGGACAGCAAGAUGGCCAAGAAGUGUCCGACGUGCGGCAAGGUGUACGUCUCCAUGCCGGCCAUGGCCAUGCACCUGCUGACGCACGACCUGAAGCACAAGUGCCAGGUGUGCGGCAAAGCCUUCAGCCGGCCCUGGCUGCUGCAGGGCCACAUGAGGUCCCACACCGGGGAGAAGCCGUUCGGCUGCGCCCACUGCGGCAAAGCCUUCGCCGACCGCUCGAACCUGCGCGCCCACAUGCAGACCCACUCGGCCUUCAAGCACUUCAAGUGCAAGCGCUGCAGCAAGACCUUCGCCCUCAAGUCCUAUCUCAACAAGCACUACGAGUCCGCCUGCUUCAAAGGGGCCGCGGCGCCCCUCAGCCCGCUGCACCCCUGAGGGAGCCGCGCCCGACCCCUUCAUCCACC